AUGUCCAAGUUUGACCAGUUCAUACAGGAUUUUGACAAGUCCAUCAACAAAGACACAUCAACAAUCUCAACAUUAUCAUCACCAACUGAAUCUCAAUUUGAUCAUGAUUUAAUAAAUAAUACUCAUGAUGACCAUGAAUUAAAUUCAAUUAAUCCAUCAACACCAAAUUUAAAUAUAAAUACUGCAUUUAAACAACAGCAAACACAUGCCAUUACUCCAACCAAAUCUCAUAAGAAUUCAGUUUCAUAUCAUCCAUUAUCUCCAAUUUCUGUAUCAAGUGGUAAUAUGGGUAUUAAUGGUACUACUACUACUAAUGGAAAUUCACGUAAGAAAGGAUUAAAUCUCAAUAUAAUGAGUUCCAAGACAACCCCUAAAAAGCCCACUCAACCUCGACAAUCAUCAAAUAUACAAAACCAAAAUGAAUCAGAAAAAGAUAUGAAUAAUAUCUUGAGAAAAAUGGCCAGUUCAGAAAUCAAAAUUAUUGAAUUAAAAGAUGAAUUAAAAUUAAUUCAAUUGAAAAUUCAAAAAGAACAAGAUGAUUUAAAUAAAUUAAAAACCCAAAUGAUUGAAAAUUUAAAUAAACCAAAUGAAAUAAAGAAUAAAUCUAGAUCAAAUUCAAGUCCUUUUGAACAUAAACCUUCUUCAUCAAACUCAUCAAUACAUUCACAACAACAACCUAAUCAACAACAAGUACCGCCAGUACAACCAAUACAGAAACAACAAUCCCAAUCUCAGACAAAUGAAUCCACCCAAUCAUAUUGGACAAAACCAAUGAAUUUAUUAAAUCAAUUUGAUCAAUUAUUACAAAAUGAAUUUGAAAAAUUAGGAAAAGACAAUAUCCAAAAUAAUAAUAACGAAGAUGUUCUUAAGGGGGUUAGUAAUUCAUUAUGGGGAUUCUUGGGGGAUGUUAAAUCUGGGUUGAUGGGUGAAGAAGGUCAGAGUCAACAGACACAACAGAGUAGACAGAGUGGAAAGUUGGGUGGAAGGGUGAAAGAGGAGGAACAUGAUAGUGAUGAAUCUGAAGAUUUGAAUAAAGGUUUAGAUAAGAUUAAAAUUAAUGAUGGUGGGUUUCAUGGUAGUGAAGAAGAAUUAAUUGAAUUUGAUUCAAAAUAA
Hansenula ciferrii is the source of this 1113-nucleotide messenger RNA. It is a transcript of the gene TDA11, whose product is annotated as Tda11p. The transcript has a single exon. Lineage: Eukaryota; Fungi; Ascomycota; Saccharomycetes; Phaffomycetales; Wickerhamomycetaceae. The record is from RefSeq and is a predicted model, not a curated record. Bases 1 to 1113 code for a protein of 370 amino acids.